AUGUACAAAAAUCUCAAUGGUCUCUCUGCAAAAACGAAUGACAUAUUUUAUUCUUAUUCAGAUAGUAGUAAUGUUGCAUUAUCACAAAAAACAAGUCGAUUUUGGAUACCUUUCGAUGUAAAAAUUCUUGAAACACUUACACCGAAAGAAUACUUAGAAAAAUAUUGUCGAAUAAAUCAUCGUCGAUGGAUAGUUUAUAAACGUAUUUUUGAUAAAUAUAAAGAUAAUGAGGCGCAGUUAAAGGUGGAGGUCCUUCCCGAUGCAUUAUCUGAUGCAUACAUGGGCACUUUUGAUAAUCGGCUGAUAGGACAAAUGAUUGUUUUGCUUGAUUUGCCAUCAAAUUCAAAGAUAACAUUUACUCAAUUUAGUGGUAUUGCAGCAUUUUCUGAAAGAUAUCUUUUUAAGAUUUUCAGAAGACCUGAUAGCAAAGAUUCACAAUUACAAAAAGAUAUUUUAGAAAUACUUGAUUUUUCCUCAUUAGAAUGGAAAUUGGUUGGUGUGAAUAUUUCAUCAACACUACGACAAAUUCUUACAUAUAUAUAA
This is a messenger RNA of Rotaria socialis, 543 nucleotides long. NCBI's taxonomy places the organism in Eukaryota, Metazoa, Rotifera, Eurotatoria, Philodinida, Philodinidae. The record is from the annotation of a GenBank genome assembly.